CAAAUUGUCUAUAACUUUUCAACGCGUUUUAUGAAGCGCCAUCUAUAUUGACUGUGGUUGUCGAACUUGCAAAAUAUUCUGACUGAAAUUUCAAUUUUCAGCAGAUAUGUCUGACAGUGAAGAUGAGGGAAGUGUUUACUCUGAUGCUGGGAGUGGAAGAAAUGAAGGGGGGAGUGAUAAUGAAGAUGGAAAAAGCAAUGCAGGCAGUGAUGUUGGAAGUGAUGUAGGCAGUGAUGAUGGAAGCGAAGAAGGAUCCCCAGUCAACAGAAGAAGAGGGCGGGGACGCAGUGUGGACGAUAUCAUUGAUGAUGAAGAUGACUAUGAUGAAGAAGAGGAUGAAGAUUAUGAGGAAAGUGGAAGAAAGAAAAAGAAGCCAAGACAUGCUGGAUACAUUUUAGAUGAAGCUGAUGUUGAUGAGGAGGGUGAUGAAGAUGAAGAAGAAUGGGAAGAGGGAGCAGAGGAUUUAAUUGACAAGGUCUCCUCUUACGAAGGCCCAACUGCCAAGGAAAUUGAAAAUAACAGGAGACUUGGACAUUUGUUUAGUUCCCAAAGAGAGGAUGAAUUAGAAGAAUACUACAGAAACAAAUAUGGACAGACUUCAGUGGCUGCUAGAUUUGGUGAGGGAGAGGAAAUGUCUGAUGAAAUAACACAACAGGGGCUUCUACCAGGUGUAAAAGAUCCAAACUUGUGGUUAGUGAAGUGUAGAAUUGGAGAAGAGAGAGCUACAGCUCUUCAGCUGAUGAGAAAAUUUAUUGCCUACCAGUUCACUGAUGAGCCACUACAAAUCAAAGCAGUGAUUUCAAAGGAAAGCUUGAAGGGAUACAUUUACAUUGAGGCUUACAAACAGACCCAUGUCAAACAAGCCAUUGAUGGAAUUGGAAAUCUUCGCAUGGGACAGUGGUCUCAACAGAUGGUACCCAUCAAAGAAAUGACAGAUGUGUUAAAAGUUGUGAAGGAGACAGCUCAGUUGAAACCAAGACAGUGGGUCCGCUUAAAGAGAGGUAUCUUCAAAGACGACCUGGCUCAGGUUGACUACUUUGAGCCAGCCCAGAACAUUGUCCACCUGAAGAUGAUUCCUCGGAUUGAUUACACCAAGAAAAGGGGCGUGUUGAGAGUGCAUGUUGAUGAAGUAGAGAAGAGGAAAAAGAAGAGAAGACCACCACAAAAGCUGUUUGAUGUGGAUGCUGUCAGGGCCAUCGGUGGAGAAGUAUCAAGUGAUGGAGAUUUCCUACUCUUUGAGAACAAUCGUUACACAAGAAAAGGAUUUCUGUUCAAAAGUUUUGUCAUGUCAGCAAUUAUCGCAGAAGGAGUGAAGCCAACUCUAGCUGAACUGGAAAAAUUUGAGGAUACCCCAGAAGGAGCAGAAGUUGAAUUGGUGCCAGAGAAGCAGCAAGGGGAGGUAAAUCACAGCCUGAUCCCAGGGGACGUGGUGGAGGUGUGUGAGGGGGAGUUGGUCCACCUCCAGGGUAAGGUGAUCAGUGUGGACGGCAACAAGAUAACCAUGAUGCCCAAACACGAGGACCUACGGGACCCACUGGAGUUUAUGUCCCAUGAGCUGAAGAAGCACUUCAAGAUGGGUGACCAUGUCAAGGUGAUAGCUGGGAGGUUCGAGGGGGACACUGGACUGAUCGUCCGCGUGGAGGAGAAUCUUGUGGUUCUAUUCUCGGAUCUCACAAUGCAUGAGAUGAAAGUGUUACCCAAAGAUUUACAGUUGUGCACAGACAUGGCUACUGGUGUAGACUCUCUGGGACAGUAUCAGUUUGGGGACCUGGUUCAGAUUGAUCCACAGACAGUUGGAGUCAUUGUUAGAUUAGAAAAGGAAAACUUCCAGAUUCUCUCUAUGCACAACAAGAUACUCAAUUUGAAGCCAGCAGCAGUGACAAGGAAGAGAGACACAAAAUAUGCUGUAGCUUUAGAUUCUGAGAACAACAGCAUUCAAGUCAAGGAUGUUAUCAAAGUCAUAGAUGGACCUCACUCGGGUCGCCAAGGUGAGAUCAAACAUCUGUACAGGAGUUAUUGUUUCCUGAUGUCCAGGACUAUGACAGAAAAUGGUGGUUACUUUGUGUGUAGGACCAGGCAUGUGGUGUUAGCAGGUGGAUCAUCGGGAAACAGAGCCCAGCUGGGAGUGACAGGGUUUGCUCCCAUGUCUCCCAGAUUAUCCAGCCCUGCUCACCCAGGGGGUGGGGGAGUUGGUGGAGCCCCUGGAGGAGGGGGUGCUACUCCAGGGAGGGGUAGAGGAGCGGGAGGAGGACUCAGUAAGAGAGACAGGGACCUUAUUGGAACAACAGUCAGAAUCAUCCAAGGACCCUUCAAAGGUUACAUUGGAAUUGUUAAGGAUGCCACAGAUUCCACGGCUCGUGUUGAGCUUCACUCUAGCUGUAAGACUAUAUCCGUGGACAGAGCCCGUCUAAGCAACCUGGUUGGUGGGAGGAGUGUUGGAUCAGCUGCCACACCUGGCGGUCGCACUCCGAUGCACGGCUCCCAGACUCCUAUGUAUGGAUCUCGCACACCGAUGUAUGGUUCACAGACGCCACUUCAUGAUGGAAGCCGAACUCCAAACUAUGGCAGUAUGACACCACUCCAUGAGCCUGGCAGCAGGACCCCAGGACAGAGUGCUUGGGACCCCACCAAUCCCAACACACCUACCAGGAACAAUGAUUUUGACUACCACUUUGAUGAUAACCCUUCCCCUGGAGAUUAUGGAGGAGCCACCCCCAAUCCAGGCACACCGGGCUACACAGCCGACACCCCUAGUCCAAUGGGACCAUUCACACCACAGACUCCAGGCACCAGUUACUCUCCAUAUGCACAGCCUUCUCCUUCACCAGGAAGUUAUUCAGCUCCAAGUCCAGGUUUUGGGGGUGCUUCACCCAGCCCCCUUGGAUAUCAGCCCUCUCCCUCAAACACCACCCCCUCACCCCUUGGUUACAGUCCAAUGACUCCUGGUGGGGCACCGUUCACCCCAGGGACAGGGAUGGACCAAAGUAUGGCUGAUUGGCACACCACAGAAAUCGAGGUCAAAAUCAAAGAAACACACGAUGACCACAAGCUGAUUCACCAGACAGGCAUAAUACGCAGUGUUACAGGAGGGAUGUGUUCAUUAUUCAUACCAGAAGAGGACAAGGUGGUGAACAUAGCAUGUGAACAUCUAGAGCCUGUGUCCCCGGAGAAGGGAGAUAGAGCUAAAGUAAUAUUGGGAGAGGAGAGAGAACUGAUGGGUACCCUGCUGAGUAUAGAUGGAACAGAAGGCGUGAUCAAGACCGACGCCGGUCACAUCAGGAUGUUACCUAUCAAUUACCUGUGUAAGGCCGGACAUUGAUCAGUCAGUCACGAGUUUGUUUUAACACCUAGCCACUGGAAAUCAUGAAGCAAUAGAAAAUUCUACCAUGAGAGGAACUCGUUCAGAUGUGCUUUUAUCAACAUACAGAUGACUUGCUUGUGUUAAUAGUAUAUGUACCAACUUUUUUCUGUCUCAUUCCAAAAGAUAGUAACACAGGAAAUAAGCUUUUCACUGAUUUUAAUCGGGUGUUGAUGUAUUUUUUUUUUCAGAAUCAUUAUUUCAUGUGAUUCAUUUGUAUAAUUUUUCGAUCAUGAACAUUUUUAAGGAUGUCAUAUCAACAGUUGUCAAAUGUGGAAUUAUCUUGUAUUGAAACAAGAGUGCUUUUGAGUGCACUUCAGUUUUUCUUGAUAUAGCUAAUAAAGCUUGAAUCACUCAAUUUAAUGUUUUUUUUAUGUACAUACAAUAUGGAAAUAAUUUACAUGUGGGAUUCAAUUUUGCUUCUUUUGCCUAUACAUAUGAUGUAAAAAUUGAGUACUAGAACACACAAUUCUUUUUCAGAGUGGCAAAUCUUCCCCUAUCCAUUGAGAUCUAGAAUGUUUUGAUAAACAGCAAUGGGGUCCCAAAAUAGCUUUUUGGAAAAAAAUAAUUACAAAUGGUGAUGUCAUAGGACUAUUUUGCCAUGAAUUCAGCCAUUCCUAAAAUAUACAUGGUUACUGGUAUACAUGUAAAUAAAAUGUGGAGUAAGGGAUGACCAAGGGGGUGCUUUUAUAAACUUUCCUGUCUUGAGACUUAAAAAUAUAUACAGUCAUGUAUAUUGUUGAUGAUGAUAGAGAUUUAAAAUCAUUUCCAAAGAUAUUUGACAAAUGAUUCUUGGGUCAUUUGCCCAAUAUAAUGCUAGACACCACAUAGAUGCAUUAUAACAUACUAAUAGUAGGUAUGAACAUGUAUAGUGGUGGGGAUAUUAAUCAUUUAAAAAUAUAUUCAAUCAAUUACUCUACAAAAUAAUGAGGGUGGGGAUGACUAGGUUGCUGUUUCAAAAUCAGUUCUGAUUGGCUGAAGUUGGUCACAAGAACAUAAUCAUGUACCAGCAAUUCUUUUACUCUAUUACCACAAUACCCAUCCUCAAAGAAUUUUUUGCAUUAGAUUCUUGUCAAUAUAGAGUAUUGGGAAAUCAUACAAUAGGCCCACAGGCCUAAACAGUCACCAGAAUUCCAUAGCCUUACCUUAGUAUACACUCCCUGGAGCCAGAUAUAAAACCUUUCCCAGGGCAUUUAAAAUAAAAAAAAAUGGCUUACUCCUCCAUUUUCACUAUUUGCAUUCAGUCUUCAUUACAUGUCAAUACAUUUAAAGAACAGAAUGUAGCCCACAUGAGGACAGAACUCUUGCUAUCAUGAUAUCCCAACUCUUCUCUUAAUAAAAUAUGUAUUCAUCUUGCAUUCAAAUUCAGAAACAAAACAAGGUUUUUUAAAUCAUUAAUUAUAUGAACUCUAUAGCUACUCUCUACCUCAUGAAGUCAGAACUCAUCUAUUGCCAUCAUGAAAUUAACAAAUUGACUCAAAAAAGAUAUUUUCCUUAAUUAUGACAACGGAAAUUAAAACAAAUUUAAUCACACGGGAGGUUUCUCACACUCUAAGUAAUCAACUACAUGUAAUUUUAAAAAGUUGUUAAAACUCAUCAAGAAUUGCAUUUGUAAACAGAGUUGUUUUUUUUUAAAUUGAUGUGUGUCAUGCGAAUGCCAUCUAAACAGUGGCAUUGACACAUUGAGGAAAGAAUUGGAAUUUGAAGUUCUUUGAUGUCUGUAGUUAGAAAUAUUCAUUUAUAGAGAGUGUAUCUUAAUAAAUAAAUAAAUACAUACUAGUUCUUGAAGGCAUCAGUUUAAGAAGAUGUCACUUGCUUAUGCUACAUGUAUAUGCCACUCUGCAGUACAUGUACAGUAUUUACAUUCCCCUGCACUUGUAUGAUUACGAAGCAGAAGGAAAACUCAGUAUUUAUAUGUUGGGCCAAUGAAUAAUAUACUUUUCUCCUUUUUUACUGGAUUUAUUUACUUCUGAACAUCACAAUAUUUUAAAAAUUGAUCUUUUCAUAUAAAAUACAUGGAAAACGUGUAGAAAUUUGAUAUUUGGUAAAUCAUAGGUUUGAAUAUCACAAUUGAGCAUUGAAUGCUUAUUUUUGGAUGUCGUCAGUCCUAUAACACACCAAGCGGUGCAGACAAAUUGAAUACUGCUCGUUGGCGUGGUAUCAUCUGUCUGCACUGCUUGGUGUUAUAGGACCGACGACGUCCAAAAAUAAGCAUUCAAUGGCUAUAUUUAUAUUCAUACUGAUGUGCAUCUGUUUGUAUGAAAUAUUUGUGUAUUGUCGCUUCAAAGCCAUUAUAUACACUCUUAGUCAGGGAUAUAAAACAUACAUGGAACAGCCAUAUUAACAUGUUAUUGAGUUUGCUUCUGCGACUAAAAAUAUAGUACUAGAAACUUUAUCAAAAAAAUCUUUUUAUUGACCAACAGAUAUGAUUUAACGAUUACUUUUCAUUAGUACAUAUCAAAUUACAGUUAUUACUUAUGUAUGUUUGAAUGUUUCAGUAAAUCUUCCAAUAAUAGAUAUACUCAAAACACGUGCGACCUCUAUAUUUGUGCUCAUGCCGCAUGAAUUACCCAAGUGUAUUCAUGGGAAAUUGAACGUUGCAGAUUCCAAUGCAAAUAUAACCGGAAAUAUAUACUGAUUGCAAAUAUUGUCUCGUUAAGUACCUUCAUUAAUGCAAGUAAAAAAAAAAAAACAAAAUUUUGCUGGUGUAUAGGCUUUAUUCCACCCUAAAAGCACUGAGUACAAAAGGUCAUUUUUGCAUAAUUUAAAGUGGUCAAAUAUCAGUGACCUUGAGUUUAUACUGUAAAUCCUUUUUGUGACAACUUGGACUUUGAAAAAAUAAAACAGAUGUAGCUUACAAAAAUUGUUGACAAUAAUUCCGAAAGGAAAAGAUUUAUAAAGGUUCAUAAACUUACAAAAGCUAUGCAAAUGGCAAAACAUAUUACACAAACACGCAGUGGAUUUGCAGGACAAUUAACAAAACUAGUCACGUUAGACAUAUCUUGUGAUAAUCCAACUCAUAGUCAAGACAGAGUAACAAAAAAUAACAGAAGCAACAAAUUAUGUAAAUGAUAA
Magallana angulata is the source of this 6433-nucleotide messenger RNA. Its product is annotated as transcription elongation factor SPT5-like. The transcript has 25 exons. Gene Ontology annotation, molecular function: mRNA binding; protein binding. Gene Ontology annotation, biological process: transcription elongation by RNA polymerase II; regulation of transcription by RNA polymerase II; regulation of DNA-templated transcription elongation. Bases 107 to 3319 code for a protein of 1070 amino acids. NCBI's taxonomy places the organism in Eukaryota, Metazoa, Mollusca, Bivalvia, Ostreida, Ostreidae. The record is from RefSeq and is a predicted model, not a curated record. Gene Ontology annotation, cellular component: DSIF complex.